UUUUUCUUCUUCUGCGUCUGCUCGGUUGAUUUGUGGGAAAUCGAGGCGAAGAAACGUCAAAAGCUCGGUACGGGGAAAAUGUAAGCACAAAUUUACGUACCACCCGUGUGUCGUAUGCGUGUGUGUUUUCGUCGGGGGAAAACGCGAAUGUCUCUUUUCCCAACACCGGGGGAAAGUUGUUCCACCCAACGUUUCGUUGCGUUCGAGUGCGUGUGUGCCGCGGUGUUCGAGUAUAUGUAAUCAUAGUUCCAUAUCGGGCCGUUUUUUUUCGUGUCCACUGGCUCGUCGUGAUUUCCCAAGCAUAGCGACGGACGGAGACGUCAUCGUGCGUGUGGCUCGCUGCAUGUGUCCGACGACGACAUUUCUUGCGCUUGUUGCCAUAUACCACCAGUUGGAUGCUCUUGGGAUGCUGCAACAGGCUGACACGCUCGAAGGCCGUGAAUUUGCAUCGAACUGAACGCACCGCUAAAUGACAUGCAUCUGGAAGGCGGUGGUGAAGACGGGUUAUGAUUUUUGUUGAAUUUUAGAUAAGAUAGCAAACGCCAACGUCUUCGCACCGGAGGCCAGUCAAGAUGGGAUUCGAGUAUGAACUGCUACAACAGCAAGACUCAUCCGAACGCACACAGCCACCGGCCGGAUCGCGCCGGAAAGGCGGUUCGAAAUCCGCGUCCAGCAGCAAUCUGCGCUUCAGCUUCAUCUGUCUCGUUAUCAGUGCCUCGCUGCUCAUCUUCCUGGCCGGAGUGUACACCGAUUCGUUCCAUCCGAUCAUCGACGGGAUCGCCGGGAAGCUUGGCUACCAUGAGAAAAUCUAUGCCGUCGUGAUAGACGCCGGCUCGACCGGGAGCCGUGUGCUAGCGUUCGAGUUUCACCAUGGCUACCUCGAUGGACGGUUGGUGCUGGAUUACGAGCUGUUCGAGCAAUCGAAACCGGGCCUAUCUGCGUUCGCGGAUCGUCCGCAGGAAGGGGCAGCAAGCAUUGGUAAGCUGUUGGACCUCGCUAAAAAGGUUGUCCCACACGAUAAGCUGUCGCAGACACCGUUGGUGUUGAAGGCAACCGCUGGUUUGCGAUUGCUGAAACCUGCUCAAGCUGAAGCCCUUCUUGCGGCCUGCCGGGAACUGUUUAAAACGUCCGGAUUCCUUGUAAACGCGCAGGCAGUCGAAAUUAUGGACGGUACGGACGAGGGAAUCUUUUCCUGGUUUACGGUGAACUUCUUGCUGGGCAAACUGAACGGUCGAAACACGGUAGCAGCGCUGGAUCUCGGUGGAGGAAGCACACAGGUCACGUUCGCCCCGAAAGACGUAUCGCAAACGCCGCUGUACAAAGACUACAUGCACCGGGUGCCCACGUUCACCUCGUACGUUGAGGUGUUCACCAACAGCUAUCUCGGGGCCGGUUUGCACGCGAUACGGCACGCCGUAUUUACGCACCGGGCAGCCGAAAACCAAACUAAGCUGACGAGCGAAUGCGUCAAUCCCAUCAUACACGACAAACUGUUCCGCUACGGCACGGGCCAGUACUACAUCAGCGGAAAGGAUAAUCCGAAGGCGACGGCCGAAAACCCGGUGGUCGACUAUGAGCUGUGCGCGUCGAUUGUGAAGCAGAAGCUGCUGCCAACGCUCAAACCGAAACCGGUCACCCUGAAGCAGCAUGAAAUUUCCGCCUUCAGUUACUUCUUUGAUCGUGCCAUUGAGACGGGACUUGUUGAUCCAAUACAGGGCGGUGAGACGACGGUUGGUGAAUUCGUAACGAAGUCACGCGAAGUAUGCGCCGAAGCAAACGCAGAUCAACCGUUUAUGUGUGUCGAUUUGGUGUUUAUCUCCACGCUGCUCGAAGAAGGCUAUGGAUUGAAGGCAAAGACACCGCUGAAGCUGUACAAAAAGAUUGACGGCCAUGAAAUAUCGUGGGCCUUGGGCUGUGCGUACAACAUCUUGACGAGUCGCGAAAAUGCGAUGAAACAUAAAAAGUAAGAUUUUUCAGCCGAACGGUACUGAAACGACGUGACGUGAUUCCGCUAGCCAACUAUCGGAAUCGAAAGACGACCAUCAACAUCGGGCAAGAAGAUGCAAUCAGUAAACUAUUACCAGCCCGCCCGGUAAUAAACCGCCGGGCGCAGCGCAAACGAACGCCAACGAACGCAAUCGAAAUCGACUUAUCGUUCCGCGGAAGCAGGAACGACAUAGAGACAAUUUAAAGAAAAUGGGAUAUUAUAUAUUAAAUCUAUACCCAAAUAUACAGGGGAACUGAAGUUGCCACACGGAAGAGCAAAAGGUAUUGGUGAAAGCAGAGCAACGAAUAGGAUCCAUCCUUCCGUUUUGUUUCUCGUGUUUUUGUGGACGAAUUUUUAUACAAAGAUAAGAACACCGAAUCGAUUUUUAUUGUACCCCAGUAAUCACAACCACACAUGAAAUAAUGUCCCGCCGUUAUAGGAAAAAAAAGCAUACAAAAGACAGAAGUAUUUUUUUAUAUCAACUAGAGAACCCCAGCAAGACACAAGCAACAUAUUUAAAUGUGGGACUAUUUGCCAAAACAAAGCAUGCAACACGAAUGCGGCGACGGAUGGAUGCAUUUUUCCCGGUUGUCUUUACAGGGUGGAAAAUGGUUUUAGGGGAAUGAAAUAUGGGGUGGAAGACGCUUUUUACGACACAAGAAAAACUAAACCGUAACUAUAUCCAAGAUGUGCCUUUUUUUUCUAACAAAACUGACCGUAUCAGCAAAGGAAUCGAGCAAGAAGCGAUAAUGAAAUAGCGAGAAAUGGGGGAAACAAGAUUAGGGAAAUAGUAGAUACACCAUCACGACGAUAUAUCAUGAGUACACAAUAAUGCACCAACGUUUCCGUAAUUCCGUAGCCAUCAAUAGUUAUUUAACGUAGAGCCUGUAGCACCACGAGAAGCAAACGUAGGGAUGUGGAGUAGUUGAAGUUGAAGUACAGUAAGGCGCAAGAAGUAGUUGUAGUUGUACAAGAAGCAAAAGAGUAGUGAAAGCAAUCUAGCUGUUAGCAUACAUUAACUGCACUUACUUUUAUGCACCAAACUUCAAACAAAAUCACACCAAGCACUAAUCGUACUAUUUGUGUGUGUGUGUGUGUGCGUGUAAUUUACCUGUAUACCUUCUCCCUUGCGGUGGGUUCCAGUCGGCAAGAGUGUUUUUUUUGUAUCCUUUAUUUGUUGUUGAUGUUGUUGUUGUUGUUUGAAAGGUUUGGAACAAAGGAGCCAGGGAAUAAGAAAGCCUCUAGUGUAGCCCACCACCACCCAUUUUAGCUAGUGUGCAGCAUCAUAGUAGGCUGUGUGUAGAAAACGAAUAGCCAAUUACAUAUGCGUGUGAACGUGUGUACCGUAGCACAGCUAGAGCUGUGUGUGUGUGUGUGUGUGUGUGCGUGAAUCCUUAACACAUUCCCUCUCAUUUGAUCCCAUUCCCAUUUGUGACAGCCUCCUCGGAAAAUGUUUAUCUCGCGCACAUACUUACCACAAUCACUCGCGUAGUGACGACCGUACGUAGCACACAGUAUACACCGACGAUAGGGCUUCUUUAGAGCAAACAAGGCGCUAUUUCAUUAGAACGAUUUCGAAAACAGAAGGCAUAUAAUUUCACUGACCACAGGGUUUCAUUUGCUAACCGAUCACUGUAAGUGAGCAAAAAGUGUGAUAAAAGAUAGGGGAGAAAUGGAGCUGGAAACGAAGCGAAACACAAAUCAUUUCACUUACUUAUCUAAAAGUAAAGAAUUCACUAUCGUUUGUUGUGAGAAAGCAAUCAAUUUUCUAAACCAAGAUGCAUUGCCGUGCAUUCUACUUCUGCUUCUGCUACAUCCUUUUUGUUUUCAUGUAUUGUUUGUGCUUGUUUAACGGUUUUCUUUUGGCAAAUGUGCAAACGGAUGCAAUUACUAAUAAACACAAAAACCUCAGGAUGGUGGUGAGACACCAAACGCCAA
Anopheles stephensi (Asian malaria mosquito) is the source of this 3925-nucleotide messenger RNA. RefSeq names its product ectonucleoside triphosphate diphosphohydrolase 5 (gene NTPase). The record is from RefSeq and is a predicted model, not a curated record. Gene Ontology annotation, biological process: nucleoside diphosphate catabolic process. Gene Ontology annotation, molecular function: GDP phosphatase activity; UDP phosphatase activity. The transcript is spliced from 4 exons. Lineage: Eukaryota; Metazoa; Arthropoda; Insecta; Diptera; Culicidae. Bases 573 to 1967 code for a protein of 464 amino acids. Gene Ontology annotation, cellular component: membrane.